This is a messenger RNA of Penicillium maclennaniae, 801 nucleotides long. RefSeq names its product chitin deacetylase. NCBI's taxonomy places the organism in Eukaryota, Fungi, Ascomycota, Eurotiomycetes, Eurotiales, Aspergillaceae. Bases 1 to 801 code for a protein of 266 amino acids. The transcript is spliced from 3 exons. Gene Ontology annotation, biological process: carbohydrate metabolic process. The record is from RefSeq and is a predicted model, not a curated record. Gene Ontology annotation, molecular function: hydrolase activity, acting on carbon-nitrogen (but not peptide) bonds.
AUGCUGCUCGCCCUUCUGACCACAGUCUCUCUUUUGGCAACUAUGUCCCACGCAGCAGUGAUCUCUCGACCACAACACGAGCUCCGCGCCCUCCCCCUCAACAUAAGCCUAAACCAUACCCACAACACCUAUGGCAAUGUUUACUCCGCACUGCCUAUCGGUGCAAUCCUCAACAACUGCUUCGUUCCAGGAACAGUGGCCCUGACCUUCGACGAUGGACCCUGGAUAUACACCCGCGAGAUCCUAGACACCCUCUCCGCCCACAAUGCACGCGCAACGUUUUUCCUCAACGGGGUAAAUAAAGGCAGCAUCGAGGGAUAUCCCGACAUUGUCCUUCGGGUCUUCUCCGAAGGCCACCAGCUCGGCUCACACUCAUACAACCACAUCUCCCUACCAUCCCUCUCUCGCUCCGCCGUCAUUGAUCAAAUGAAAACCCUCGAAAACACAUACAUGAACUUAUUAGGCUUCUACCCUACCUACAUGCGCUUCCCAUUCUUGCAAAGCUCCCCAGAGUCCCUCUCUGCAAUGGCUGAGCUAGGGUACAGAGUUAUCGGGGCCAGUGUCGACACGAAGGACUACGAGAACGAUGAACCUGGGGUUAGUUGGCGUAGCUUUGAGAAGUUCAAGGCUGAACUUGCUGCGGGUGGCACGAUUGUAUUGGCGCAUGAUACGCACCAGACGACCGUGCAGGUUCUUGUGGACAACAUGCUUCGGGAGAUUGAGAGUAGGGGUUUGAAGAUGGUCACGGUGGGCGAGUGUCUUGGGGAGGGGAGGGAGUUUUGGUAUAGAAAUGGGAGGUAG